Messenger RNA from Cheilinus undulatus (humphead wrasse), 1742 nucleotides. It is a transcript of the gene dnaja2b, whose product is annotated as DnaJ heat shock protein family (Hsp40) member A2b. Gene Ontology annotation, molecular function: ATP binding; Hsp70 protein binding. The transcript is spliced from 9 exons. The record is from RefSeq and is a predicted model, not a curated record. NCBI's taxonomy places the organism in Eukaryota, Metazoa, Chordata, Actinopteri, Labriformes, Labridae. Gene Ontology annotation, cellular component: cytosol; cytoplasm. Gene Ontology annotation, biological process: response to heat; protein refolding. Bases 79 to 1317 code for a protein of 412 amino acids.
CCAGCCGGUGAAUGUUGCGUCGGCUCGACUCUCAGCUGAAGCUUCGCAGAAGGUCUCUCUGUUUAGCCGGCUAGCAUCAUGGCGAACGUCGUGGAUACAAAGCUAUACGACAUCCUUGGAGUUUCACCAUCUGCUUCAGAGAAUGAACUGAAAAAGGCCUACCGCAAAUUGGCUAAGGAGUACCACCCUGACAAAAACCCUGAUGCUGGAGACAAGUUUAAAGAGAUCAGUUUUGCAUAUGAGGUGCUGACAAACCCAGAAAAGAAGGAGCUUUAUGAUCGCUAUGGAGAACAGGGUCUACGGGAGGGAGGAGGUGGAGGACCAGGAAUGGACGAUAUCUUUUCUCAUAUUUUUGGUGGAGGACUUUUUGGGUUUAUGGGGGGGCAGGGCAGAGGACGUAACGGAGGCAGGAGAAGAGGAGAGGAUAUGGUUCACCCUCUAAAAGUUUCACUUGAAGACCUCUAUAAUGGAAAAACAACCAAACUUCAGCUUAGUAAGAAUGUGCUGUGUGGUGCUUGUAAUGGUCAGGGGGGUAAGGCAGGAGCUGUACAGAAGUGUGUAGCAUGCAGAGGGCGAGGUAUGAGGAUCAUGAUCAGACAACUGGCUCCUGGCAUGGUCCAACAGAUGCAGUCCGUCUGCACAGACUGCAAUGGAGAGGGUGAAGUAAUAAAUGAGAAGGACCGCUGCAGAAAGUGUGAGGGUCAUAAAGUGUGUAAGGAGACCAAGCUUCUAGAGGUGCAUGUGGACAAAGGCAUGAGACAUGGACAGAAGAUCACAUUCUCUGGUGAAGCUGACCAAGCACCAGGCGUUGAACCAGGGGAUAUAGUCCUGGUGCUGCAGGAGAAAGAACAUGAGGAUUUCCGUCGUGAAGGCAGUGACCUUCACAUGGUCCAGCGUAUUGGACUGGUUGAAGCACUUUGUGGCUUCCAGAUGACUGUCACACACCUUGAUGGACGUCAAUUGCUUGUCAAAUACCCUCCCGGCAAGGUCAUUGAGCCAGGCUGUAUUCGAAUGGUAAAGGGAGAGGGGAUGCCUCAGUACAGAAACCCUUUUGAAAAGGGAGACCUUUAUGUCAAGUUUGAUGUCCAAUUCCCUGAAAACAACUGGAUCAGCCCUGAAAAACUGAAUGAACUUGAGUGCUUGCUGCCUGCCCGUGCUGAGAAUCCUGUAAUCACGGCAGAUGCGGAGGAAGUUGACCUGACUGAUUACGACAGAAGUCAAGGUUUAGGAGGUGGAGCUAGGCGAGAGGCCUACAAUGAUAGCUCUGAUGAAGAAGGGGGCCAUCAUGGUCCAGGGGUGCAGUGUGCACACCAAUAGAAGGACUCAUACAUGAAGACAUGCCCACACAAAGACAUGAACAUCCCUCAAGUCCCAUUGCUAACACCAUUCAAGACUUGAUGUUCGUACAAACACAGUUCUCUCCUUUCAUGAUUCCCAUGAGAAAGAAGAGAAACACAAAUACACACCUGCACAUAUAUCAACCCUCCUCAGUUCCAUGGUGCCCAUAAGUCAGAGAUAAUGCUGGAUAUGUGAUGACCGUUUAUGUUUAUGGACAGUAGUGCUCAUCUACGCUUCCAGCAAGAAGGUGAUUUCACACUCAGAGGUUCACUGACUGAACUCAACUUGGAUCGCUCUGUUUUUCAUCACAAGCUUUUACCUUCCACUGUGGGAAACACCAGUCUAGUGUAUAAAAUAAAUGCAAAUAUUGUUGAUUAUAUUGUAUAAGGUGUAGUUUAGUUCGU